CGACCUUCUCGAGCACUGCAAAUGCCCACAAAAUCAUAACUUCACCUGCUCAAAUGGCGUUGCAGCAGUUUCUCGACUUGGUCAACCGGAACUUGUCGUCUCCACCGACACUAGCUCAGCUUUUCAUUGCUGAUAUUCAGUCCGAGGACUUGCAAGUGCUACAGCGCGAUCUCCAGAGCGGCCCGACGAGAUCUAAUAAUGAGAUAUCUAAGCUAGUUGAGUCCAGAAAUUACUUUGAUGGAGAUUGGCCCGGGUUUACCGAGUUUACUAUCACGUACCUCGUCUUUGCGAGAGAUGUGAAUCCCUUUGAUCUCCAAGAGUCAUAUCCACUUCUUGAGAAAGUCUUUACGAAUCUUCAAAUCGCAUACAGCAACAAUCGAGGCGCGAUCCUCACGCCGACAGUGCGUAAUUUCGCAACCGUCGUCACCGACAGCGCAAUCUAUCUUGACUCGGCCGAUGUGUUAAACACGCUCGUGCGGACGAACGAUGUGUCGACUGUGCUUUUGAAGAUGUUUAAUUCGAUCAGAGGAGAGCGGUAUACGCCUGAUCAGGGCUCGCUCACGAAGAAGGAUGUGAUUCUUUAUAUCUCGGUUUUAUUAUGUCGAACGUACUUCAAACUCAAUCAACCCUCCGCGUGUGCAAACGUGUUUUCAAAUAUCCACACAGCCAAGAUCCAAUUCUCAAAAUACCCCCGAUCCGAGCGCGUAACUUUCAGAUUCUACCUCGGCCGCUUCUAUUUCCUCCGGCAAGAGCUACUCCGAGCGCGAAAACAUCUCUUGUGGGCAUUCAACAACUGUCUAGCGUCUGCGAUAAACAACCAGCGGGCAAUUCUCACUUACUUGAUCCCUACGAGCCUGUUACUCGGAAUAGGCGCGAGACCGGAACUCUACAUGAUUGCUGGCGAUUCGUUGCGAGAUAUUUUUGCUCCGCUUGAGCGCGCUUUGAAGGUUGGGGAUAUGUAUGCAUAUAACGAACAUCUUGUGAGGUACUUUGAUUGGUUUGUUGCAAAGAAGAUGUUUGUUCUCCUGAGGUCGAAGAGUGAGAUUAUUUUACUGCGGAAUCUUUUUCGACGAAUAAACGUGUAUAGUGCCAGUCUUCCUGUUGAGCUGGGCGCCAAAAAACCGGAUAAUAUCACGUUCGACUCGGUCCUGCUCGGCAUCAAACUCUCAACCCGUUCUAACAACCCCGCGCUCUCUGCCCAAUCCGGCACACCGGCCUCCUCAGACGUCCCCGCUAUUUUCCCUUUCAAAAUACCUGAAAUGGAAUGGAGCUACGACGAUGUUGAGAACGCAUGUAUCAGCUUGAUCGACCAGGGGUUAAUGAAGGGGAAUAUUUACACGCGGAGAAAGCUUGUUCGGCUCCAGCCAUCAGGCGGGUUUAGACCGCUGUCUGAGGUGUUGGGGUUACGUGGUGCGCAGGCCGGCGAUGAGGAGGCCUGGAUGGAUCGGUAGUUUUGAGUCUCAUUUCUUCUUCUUCUA
Myxozyma melibiosi is the source of this 1478-nucleotide messenger RNA. RefSeq lists its product as uncharacterized. Gene Ontology annotation, biological process: poly(A)+ mRNA export from nucleus; transcription elongation by RNA polymerase II; post-transcriptional tethering of RNA polymerase II gene DNA at nuclear periphery. The record is from RefSeq and is a predicted model, not a curated record. Gene Ontology annotation, molecular function: double-stranded DNA binding; RNA binding. Bases 54 to 1451 code for a protein of 465 amino acids. The transcript is spliced from 5 exons. NCBI's taxonomy places the organism in Eukaryota, Fungi, Ascomycota, Lipomycetes, Lipomycetales, Lipomycetaceae. Gene Ontology annotation, cellular component: transcription export complex 2.